Messenger RNA from Xiphias gladius (swordfish), 2022 nucleotides. RefSeq lists its product as uncharacterized. Lineage: Eukaryota; Metazoa; Chordata; Actinopteri; Istiophoriformes; Xiphiidae. Bases 552 to 1391 code for a protein of 279 amino acids. The record is from RefSeq and is a predicted model, not a curated record. The transcript has 4 exons.
CGGGAAGAUGGCCGCCGCUUCUCUGACCGGACCCCAACGUCCCUCGGUCAUUGUAACGAGUCUGAAAAUGUACUCAUGUAGUGACCGGGAAAAAAAUGGACAUAGAUGUAAGGCUGGAGUCCCUUCUCACUGAGUCACAGCAGCAAACAGCUGGUUCACCCGAAGACGAAGGACAGGAAGUCAGAGCGCGGGGACGACCUGGGUUGGGUCAGCAGUUAAAAUUUAACACCAGGAAUUCAGAGCCAGUGAGCAGUUUGUACUUGGUGUGAUGGGACGAGGGCGAGGCCCUACCUACAGGAUAAAGGUUUCACGUGUUAAUGCGAGGAAAAACAAGUACGUUCUGGCGUAUCUGUGGUCUGGAAAAACACCCGAAGGAGAAGCCCCGCUCACAUUCUAGACCAGGUUCUGAUUUCUGGUAACUGUGUCACACUCAGUGCAAGUGAAAGUGAAAGUAUGAAAGUGAAACUGGGGACAGUUGUUUGUGUCGGAGGAGCAGGCGGACGGGACGAGCAAACUUUCUUCCUCCCUGCCUUCUCCCUCCUCUCAGCACCAUGCCGGACACCAAUCUGUGUUUGGAGGCCCUGUCUGCUCUGUCCGGCUGCAACGUCGAGCCGACCACCGGAUCUGCCCCGCUCACCCCGCAGGACUUCGUCAACAUCGUGGCCCUCAAGGAGUUUUACAAGCAGGCGGGGUUCAAGGAGCUGGAGUACCCCAGUUUAGGCACUCUGUCCCUGCAGGACAUGGACAACCAGGACCUGUACAGCUCCCCGCCGGCGCUGGCCCAGGACCCCGGGCCGGUGGAGAGCCUCAGGACCACGGUGAAGAUCAACCCUCAGGACUUCUUCCACCCUAACUACAACUACGACUUCACCAACAUCAAGGAUGGCAGCACCACGUUCCUGCGUGGCAGCGAGCAGUACGUUCGUCCCUGUGGGUGGAACCGCGUGGCCCUCCGAGUCACGCAGAGGUACGACGGCGGGGACUGCUGGCUCGGGACCGGUAAGGACGCCUGGCCCGUCUCCUACCACGGACACAACAUGGACGGCUCCCUGGGUAUCAUCCUGACCCACGGCGGGUGCCCCAACAGUGAGCCGGAGUUUCUGGACGCCGCCGCCGCCUGUCUGAUCACCAGCGAGACGAGGGGUAGAGGGGUGUACUCCACGCCCGACAUCAAGAUGGCAGAGAAGUACAGCAAGAGGUUCAAGUCCAAAGUGGACGGGAAGACGUACAAAGUGGUUCUUCAGAACCGCAUCAACCCAGAGAAGAGGAAGAAGUGUCAGAGAGAGGACAUCUGGUUGGUCUACGUCCCCGAAGGCUACAACGACGUCCAGACGAGGGCCACCGUGCAGGAGUCCAUCCGUCCGUACGGGCUGCUGCUGAAGCAGCUGUGAGCCAAACCCAGAGGAUACUUAUAAAACCAUAUCAACUUCAGUGAAAUAAUUCAACGGGAGGAUUUAUUGAUUAUCAGCCAAAAAAUCCUCAAAAAAACGAUCUCACACCAUUCCACUGGCAGCGGGCUGAACGCUUGAAGUCUUUCAAAAAUGUGUUUGAUUUUCCCGUCCAAUGGCAGCGUUAUCCAACCCUACUGGUCCACCUGAGUCCGAGGCCUUCUGCAUCUGGGAGGCUGGUUUAUGCUGCCAUCUAGUGGUCUAUAGUGAUAUUUUAUUCCUUUCUCGUAGUAAAAAACAAAUCUUCAUAAUGAGAAAACAGUUGUCACGGUGGUUGAGACUGAAUUAUUCUGGUUUGUAUCCAUUCAAUAAGAGUAUCUUGCUGAGGCUACGGCUCCUUCGUGUGAACGGUACAUACAGUACAUGUUCUCCACUGGGACCAAUGAGUAGUACAUAUUUUCUUUCUGAAUGUGUGUAAUUUAAUACUGUUCACAGACCCCGUGCGAAGACAAGGCAAUAUAAUAUCUAGAUGCUCUCUUGUGCGCUCCUCUCGGUGAUUAAGGGGGCGUGUGCUUUGGAACAAACUAAUGUUAAAUGUGAAAACAAAUAAGAUAAAAGAAUAAAACAAAAUAAA